Zerene cesonia (dogface butterfly) is the source of this 2579-nucleotide messenger RNA. RefSeq names its product alpha-2Db adrenergic receptor-like (gene Octalpha2R). Gene Ontology annotation, molecular function: G protein-coupled amine receptor activity. The transcript is spliced from 7 exons. NCBI's taxonomy places the organism in Eukaryota, Metazoa, Arthropoda, Insecta, Lepidoptera, Pieridae. Gene Ontology annotation, cellular component: membrane. The record is from RefSeq and is a predicted model, not a curated record. Gene Ontology annotation, biological process: adenylate cyclase-activating adrenergic receptor signaling pathway. Bases 534 to 2168 code for a protein of 544 amino acids.
CCGAGAUGCGCGGCACACGCGCGCGCCGAUCUAUCGUCAUUUAAAAUAUUCAGAAUAAAAUCACAUAAUACAUCGUGAUAUUAAGUGAAUAUGUUUGUGGUGAUAUUCAGUGUCAAUGUGUGCUUUGUGGUCGAGUGAGGAAAAUCGUACAAAACACCAGCUGUGGGGUGCAACCUAGCGUAACACUACCACAUGACUUCAGAUUAGCUGGUCAUUGCAGAUAUAACUCAACAAUGACUCUCACGUAAUCAUGUGACAUCCACCAGCAAAAUGUUUGCGAAAACCGACAGAUUCUGGGAUCGUAGAAAGCAACGGAAUGCACGAUGAUGCCGCGAUACCAGUUUUUCGAUUCAAUCAAAUGAACGCUCACGCGAUCUCGCUCUAGUUAAGUACCGAAAAGCAAUAUUAGUUUAGUGUAAAUAAGUGUAUAUAAGUGGACGCAAUAUUUCGAUGUGUAGAUUAAAUAAAUCCGUUCCUAUAGGCAAUACUUUAUCGGGGGCCAAUUGAGUCUAGGUAGAUAUUGUGGUAGCAAAAUGCUUGGAAAUAGCACGUUGAAGACAAUGAGUUGGAAUGCCACAAAUUCAAGCAAUCUAAUACCGAGUUAUUUGAGUUCAGAGGAAUUUUUCGCUUUGCAGAACGGAUCCGACUUAAAUGCGACGAUAAACGACACGAUAAGUCAGUUCGUGCUGAAGAGUUGGUAUCCGAGUGGGUACUCGCCUGCGCACAUAAUAAUUGCGUCUGUGGUGGUCACGGUGCUCAUGAUAAUGGUGGUGGUGGGAAACAUGCUGGUUAUAAUUGCGAUCGUAACGGAGAAGGCUUUGAAGAAUAUACAGAAUUGGUUCAUAGCGUCGUUGGCUGUGUCGGACUUCUUUCUCGGUCUGGUGAUAAUGCCGUUUUCCCUCGCGAAUGAGUUGAUGGGUUACUGGAUUUUCGGUUUCUGGUGGUGUGAGAUACAUUCCGCGAUGGAUGUGCUGUUGUGUACGGCAUCGAUAAUGAAUCUGUGUCUCAUAUCGCUCGACCGCUACUGGAGUAUAACCCAGGCGGUAGACUACCUGAAGAAGCGGACGCCUGCGCGCGCGGCCCUCAUGAUCGCUGCCGUGUGGUUGAUGAGCGCGCUGGUUUGCAUCCCGCCCUUGCUGGGCUGGCGCGUGAGCAGGCCGCCGGAGCAGUUCCCCCAAUGCAAGGUGUCAGACGACAUCGGCUACGUGAUAUACUCAGCCCUCGGCAGCUUCUACAUCCCGUCCUGUAUCAUGGUAUUCGUGUACAUCAGGAUAUAUUUCGCCGCGAAGGCGAGGGCCAGGAGGGGCAUACGGAAGAACCCGAGGCCGAGAUCUAAUGAACAGCAGACGAGUUUCACGAACGCGCCGAAGGGGACGCGCCCCAUGCCUUCGUCGUCUCUGUCGAUGCCGACUGGAGUAGAUGCUAGUAAUUCUAAUAAUAAUAGGGAGAGCCAAAUCUCCACAAUAGAAACACAGCAAGUGCCAAUACCCGUGGUGACGUGCGACUUCGCGUCUGACAUAUCAACGAGUGAGGCGGGCGACGCGCCACAGCCUGACGAUAGGAAAGACACGUUGAAGGUAACGACAUGUGCGCAAGUCACAAGAAACCCUCUCGCCGCGUGUGCCUAUAGACAUUCCUCGCUAUCCGUGAACGGGGAACUUCAGCUGCAAGCCCAAAGGUGUCGUGCCCCCAGCGUGGCGAUUGACACUGACAUGGUGUCGGAGCUAGAGCCAUCUUCGUCCGACUCCGGCGUGGCCACACGCUGCGCAGUUGUCAAACCUCUGAAACUCCGGAUAUGUCAGCCCAUAUUCGGGAAAAAGUCUGAAAGGAAAACGGAAAAACAACCAUCCAAAUCAGAAUUAGAGCCAGCGCUCCCUAAACAGCAUAAACCCAGAGACCCAGAGAGGGAGAAGAGGAGGUUAGCGAGAAAGAAGGAAAAACGUGCGACUCUAAUUCUCGGUUUGAUUAUGGGCAGUUUCAUUGCUUGUUGGCUGCCUUUCUUCUUCCUUUACAUUCUGAAAGCCGCGUGCAGACGUUGUGUUAUACCGGGCAGUGCGUUUGCUAUAGCCUUCUGGUUAGGUUACAUGAAUUCGGUACUAAAUCCGGUCAUUUACACGAUAUUCAACAAGGAUUUCCGAAGAGCGUUCAGACGGAUACUAUUCAAGUGAUGUUUGGCUUACCUGUGCUGCUACAGAUGUGUCGCCAACAGAAUCCUGUUGGCCCAACAGAGGGCAGUACCAGGUCUUUACAAUGUGCGUUGAUCGAAUUAUAUACUAUAUGUUUUAUAGCCUCGGGGAAGGCACACGGAAUUUUUAAUCCCGACUGACGUUAUGCUUUAUUUUUAAAUAACCAGAAUACAUACGAUGAAGAUUUUUGUACAGAUGAAUAUGUGUGUAAUUGGAAAUCGCAAUGUUAUUCAUAAUCACUUGAUGAUCUGACAUGGUCAUUGGUCAUGCCAGGUUUGUAACACUUAUCGUUUCCGUGUGCCUACUCAGAGGAAAUUUGGUUGAAUUUUAAACAUCUACUGUGACUUUGGAAUUGUUUAGGAAUUGAUAUUUUAUUCACGUUAUAGCUCAGUG